Messenger RNA from Closterium sp. NIES-65, 2007 nucleotides. Lineage: Eukaryota; Viridiplantae; Streptophyta; Zygnematophyceae; Desmidiales; Closteriaceae. The record is from the annotation of a GenBank genome assembly.
AUGGAGGUGGCCAAUGCGGGUGACAAGAGGAGCGGCAAUGGGGGCGGCAAUGGGGUGGAUGCAAGGGGCAAGGGAAGGAAGAGGGUUGGUGAUGACGGUGGUGUGGAGAGCGGUGGGAAGAGGCAGAGAGGGGUUGGGGACGAGGGGAAACGAGGCACUUUCGCCCUGCCAUGCGCGCUCAGUGCCACGUCAGCAGCAUCUGACGUGGACCCAUCCAUGAUCUCGAGCCCCCGAGUCCUUCUGGGCGUGCCUGUGCUGCUGCGCCGUCACCCGCCAGCACCACGCCCACCGACCCCGCCCCCCAAGCCCACGUGUGCUUGGCUUGGCUGUGUGGACGGUGCUCCUCAAACCUCCUCCUCACCCCUCUCACCCCCCUCACUCCCUCGCCGAUCGGGCCGCUGGCCCUGUGUGCCUGCAGUGGUGUGCACGGAGGCUGCUCUGCGUAUCGCCAGGCUGGGCGCAAAAGAGAGGGGCGGCACUGGCGCGUGGAGGGGCGUGCUGGCGGACGGUGAAAAACGAGGCCCAUUCAUCCCUGAGGUGCGCCUGCUGUCCCAGUGCAGCUGCUGUCAUGCCCGUGCCUCAUGCCGGUGCCCCUGUGCUCGCCCCACCUGCCAUGCUCGCCCACCUGCCAUGCUCGCCCCACCUGCCAUGCUCGCCUCACCUGCCAUGCUCGCCCCACCUGCCAUGCUCGCCCCUCUCCAAGGGCUCGCUAGUAACCCCCGCCUCCCUGCCUCUGUUUCACCUCAUUAUGCACUCUCACGCUGGCCCAUCUCUCUGCCUUCUCAUCCGCCCUCCCGUGCGUCGCUACAAGCCACAUCAUCAUUCAAUGCACACGCACUUCCCACCUCACCCAACUUGCACGUGUGUCCUCUCACUCAAGUGCACCUUUGCCUUCCCCUGCCACUGAGCCACAUGCCUGACAGAAGGUCUUGUGCUUCGCUCGCCUCGCAAGCCAUCAUCAUCCAGUUGCUUUCACUACAAAAGCUCACCCUGAAACCCCUUGCUCUUCUCGCCACCUCUCUCCUCUCCCACCCAUCGCCCAUCUCCUUCUCUCCCUCCUCUUUCUACCUCCUCUCCCCCCCUUCCCCCCAUUCUCACCCUCUGCCCUGCCUCGGGAGGUCCUCUUGGCUCUGCCUCCUGGUCGCUCCUUCACUGCCCCCACUCGCCCUCCCACACCACCCAUGCCUCCCAACCCCACACCUCCCACCCACACACCUCUUUCCCCGCCGCACAUCUCUUCUCUCAACAACCGCUCUCAUCCAUCUCGCAAUCCCUCCAACCGACCCUUCCGCCGCUCCCUUCGCCUCCCACUCCACCGCUUCAACCGCUCCCUCCUCCAAGUGCUCUCACCUCGCCCUCCUCUUCCCAUCGCUGCCCUACACUACUCUCGCUGCUCCACCACAGCUGGAGCCAGUAAGAUCUUGCCACGUGGCAGCUCUAUGUGAGCCCACGUCAGCCAGCUCUGCUGACAGUCACGCAUGGACAGAAGACGCCAAGGAGGGGAGGAAGGCAAGGGUGGGGGAUGAGGAGCAUGGGAAGGGGCAUGAUGGCAGGCCGUGGGGUGGGGGAGGGAGGGGCAGCGAGGUGGGAGUGCAGGGCGGAUGGAAGGGCAGAGGUGGCGGGAUGGAGGAGGCGGGUGGCACAGGGAGGGCGAGUGGUGGUGCCGUGCUCCCCGCUGGGCCCCUCCUUGGACGUGCUACUCGCCCUGCUCUCACCCUCCCACUCACCACCAGGCCACCAGCACAAUCAGCAGCAGCAGCAGCAGCAGCAGCAGCAGCAGCAGCGCCAUCACCCCAUGUGGGAGUGGGAGUGCCGGUGGUGUACCUGUCGCCAGUGGCCAAGCAGACGCUCUCCCUCGCCUGCAUCCUGCCUGAGUGGAUGCACCCCCGCGUGCAUGAUAGACUCGCUGUAUUCUGCCAUACGUCCUUCUGCCAUACGUCCUUCUGCCAUACGUCCUUCUGCCAUACGUCCUUCUGCCAUACGUCCUUCUGCCACACGUCCCUCUGA